Molecule: messenger RNA, 3036 nt
Organism: Cyprinus carpio (common carp)
Lineage: Eukaryota; Metazoa; Chordata; Actinopteri; Cypriniformes; Cyprinidae
Product: proline-rich protein 5-like
Exons: 9
Coding region: 29-1366 (445 amino acids)
Biological process (GO): TORC2 signaling
Cellular component (GO): TORC2 complex
Source: RefSeq, a predicted model, not a curated record
AGGAGGAUCUGGCAGCCAUUUGAUAACAAUGCUGGAGAACUUGAGCGGAGCCCACAUUGAUCGACCAGCCCCUAGACCGUCCACAUUCAGCUUCUCUGCCCUGUUUGCUCUGCCACACCACCUUCACAUGGAUGGAAGCAGUCAUCCAUUCAGGAGGACUCUGUACCGGUUGAAGUUGGUAAGUUCUCCAAAUCUGAGUCAGCUGGGGAAAAAUGAAAAGGCUUCACUGGAGGAGAGAGGAUCAGGGCCUAAUGCCAUAUGGAACAGCAUUCACAACGCAGUUAUUGCUGUAUUCCAAAAGAAAGGACUGGCGGACAACGAACUCUAUACACUCAAUGAAGGCGUGAGGCAGCUUUUGAAAACUGAGCUGGGCUCGUUCUUUACAGAAUACCUCCAGAAUCAGCUUUUAACUAAAGGCAUGGUCAUUUUACGGGACAAAAUAAGGUUUUAUGAAGGGCAGAAGUUAUUGGACUCUUUGGCUGAGACAUGGGACUUUUUCUUUUGUGAUGUUCUGACCAUGCUUCAAGCCAUCUUCCACCCCGUCCAGGGCAAGGAGCCAUCGGUGCGUCAGCUGGCCCUGCUGCACUUUCGAAACACCAUCACCCUUAACGUGAAGCUGGAGGAGGCUCUGUCCAGGCCGCGAGCCCGUGUCCCUCCCUCCAUCGUCCAGAUGCUUUUGGUGUUACAGGGGGUUCAUGAAUCCAAAGGUGCGAGUGAAGAAUACCUGAAGCUGGAGUCUCUCAUUCAGAAGGUGGUGUCGCCGUACCUGGGCACGCAGGGACUGAAUCCAAAUGACUUAAUGAAAAAUUUCUUAAAAAUCUUUCCAGAGAGGCGUUUGCAGUAUUGCUGGUCCAAGUCUGCAGACCUGCCCUCCAGUAAUCCAGUAGUGCGCUCCAAGAGUUACAACAUCCCCAUGCUGACCCCCGUGGCCGAGUACGACUCUGAAGUGAGCUCUGUGGGCAGCGUCGGCAUCCGGCGUCACUCUGCGUUUGAUGUCACUUCCUGUGUAGAGCCCCAGGGCUAUUCGGCCCUGACUGUGGGAAUAGAGACCAGCUCAACCCCCAGACUCUCACUUGAUCACGAGCUCACCCUGUCCGGUGUGAUACGUGGGGCUGCGGGACAGCCUGCUCUUAUUUCUCCUCCCGUCUUCAUUCACACCUCCGCAGGCUGUCUGCAUGCAGCGGACGCCCCGAUGGCUUCAUCUGAGGUGGACAAGGCCCUUUCAUCACCCCCGAGCUGCUCCUCCAGUCCGGAGACGAUUGUAAUGCAGGGGCUAGACUCACUGGAAUCAGAUCCUGACGGAAUCUUCAUCGACUUUUCCCACUGCCGCUCCGAUUCUUUCGGAACGAGCAGGAAAACUAGCUGAUGGAAUCAACUGCUGUGAAGAAUCCUUUUCAGAUGUUUAUGAUUAUAAACUACUACUAUUCUGUGAACUUGUGAAGUAGCUAUGUACGUUGUGAUUUUUCAAACUGGAAUUUCAUUCCUGCUUUGCGCAAAAGCUAAAGCUGCUUUGUGAGAAAAAUGGGAGAAGACUCGAUUUGAAGUAAUUGUUUUCAUAAUGUUCUAAACCCGUGGAUGAAUUUUUUAAUUUUUCUAGUUUUUCAUAUACGAUAGUAAUUAAUAUACAUUUUACUGACUCUCAUUUAGGAAAGCUAAUUUCCACCACGGAAUAAAAAAAAUUAAAAGGGUAGUUGCACCUUUUUAUCAUGCAAUUUUGAGUUUAUAUCUUGCAAUUCAGACUUUUUUUCUCAGAAUUGUGAGAUAUAAACUCAGAAUUGCUGGUUGUUAAUUCACAAUUGCAAGAAAAAAAGUUGCAAUUAUGUUUAAUUGUGGCCAAAAAAAAGGUAGAUGUCAAGUCAGAAUUCAGAAAAAAACUAAUUAAAUUCACAAUUCUGAAGAAAAAAUUCAAUUGCGAAUUGUAAACUCGCAAUUUUGAGUUUAUAAUUUGAAAUUGUGACAUAUAAACUCGUAAUUGUGAGAAAAAAGCCAGAAUUGCGAUAUAAUUUUUUUUUUUAUUCCAUGGCAGAAAUAAGCUUCCGUACUCAUGGUCACAUUUACUCUUGUCGAAUUUUCGCAGACGAAAUCCAGUCAUUUCAAUAGGAAUUCACGCGGUUGGGAGUUUCACGUGAGGGCUAAAGAUUUCGUAGUGGGUCACAUGGAUUUGCCACAUUGACCAGCAGAAAGCUGAUUGGUAUAUAAGUUACGUGUGAGCUAUGCGUCAUACAUAAUUACAUAAUCAACAAUAGACAACUGACCUUUUUUACUCACAAAAUUGUGACUGCACCUUAAAUGAGCUUCACGUGUCGCAAUGUGUUCUGAGACGACAGUAUGUCUAAAUGUAGAAAUCUCUUCCAUUAUUGGCACUCUUGAUCUCAUGCACUAUUUAUUGUCAUAGGGCUUUAAAGGAACUACAUUUAGUGUUUUUAAUCAUUGCCAAGCUAACCUGCACACUCUUAAUGGUAUGAAAAGAAAUGAGUCUCUUAAUCUGGGAGAAUAACAGUUGCUGAUGAUAAUACAGUGCAGAACAUCGUACGUCUUGAACAUUCUGUUUUUCCAAAGCUUGUUGCUUUUUUAUGUGACGAUAAUUUGCUGUCUGAAAGUUAACAGGGUUUGCUAACUGAAUGUGUUAACGAAAACUCCCUUUUAGUUAGUUGGUAAAAUAACAUGAAUACAGAAAUAUGCUUUUAGAUGAAAACUGAAAUGAUGCAUAAAAGCCCCAUUGUAUAAAAAAAUUCUAAGGUACUUUAAACAGUGAUUUUUGUUUCUUAUUUCCAUGUAUGCAAGCUUAUUGAUUUAGGUUAUAAAAUGAUUAAUUUAUCUGUAGUUUUAUAGAAAGAGAUUGAGCGUACUUGCAUAGAUUUUUACACAAACAACAUUUUUGGAAAUUUAAAAAGUUUACAGUGGUACUUUAGUACUUGCACUGUCAUUUCUGAAUAUGCUUUGUUUCAUAUUGACUUUUUUUUAUCAGCUUUCAUGUGUGCUGCUGUGAACAACCUCAACAAGACUGAAUUUGUAGUAAAAUACUUUUAUGCUUUA